AUGAGAACGGAGGUGGAGAUCUCUUGGAAGCCGCCACCUCUAGAGUGGGUUACUCUCAACUCUGACGGCUCCGUUUAUACUGAUUUAGGCCAUGCAGCUGCCGGUGGCCUGAUUCAAGACCAUACAGGAUUCUGCCUUGCAGCGUACGCGAUUAACCUGUGGAGUUGCUCUAUCACCCGGGCUGAGUUGAGAGGUGCUGUAGAGGGGCUGCAGCUGGCAUGGGACACAGGUUUCAGGCGUGGCAGAGUGGAGCUCGAUUCUUUCUAUGCGGUUCAGCUCUUCGGAAGCUUGGACUCGCCGGAUCACCAGCAGGCAUCCAUUAUCCAUAGGAAUGGCAAUGGGGCAGGUCCGGGCCGGGUAUCUCGAUACCCAUACCCGCCCCGUGGCAGGUCGGGUAAUUAUCAUGCGCGCGUCGAGGCAGGUUGA
Messenger RNA from Linum tenue, 426 nucleotides. NCBI's taxonomy places the organism in Eukaryota, Viridiplantae, Streptophyta, Magnoliopsida, Malpighiales, Linaceae. The record is from the annotation of a GenBank genome assembly.